GUUGCAUGCAUGCAACAGAUGUCGGCUAAUAAUAACAACCUGCUGCGCCUUUAAGAGGAUGACUGAGAAGGAAACCUAAUAUCUCUCCAUAUCGAGCUCAAGUCUUCAUCAAUUAACAGUGAGAGCCGAGACGAUAUGUGAAUCUGUCCCUGUGCUCUGUCUCCAAACCUCCACCUGCUUUUUGUUCAUGUUUUUACGCAUAAACCGGAUUAAAUUACGCAUUGCACCUUUAAGAAGCUGUCACCGGGAUUAGAGUUACGCGCAGCGACCCGGAGAGGUUUUACGCACCGUCGGUUUCCAGGGAAGGGUCUCCUUCAGCGACAUUUCUCCCUCUUGUCUUCUCCUUCUUCUUCUCUGGUCCGGACACCGCCGGGGAGCACCUCCACGCCGCGAGGACAUGGCCGAGACAGGGAAAGGGGUCACCGCCGGGAAACUGGCCAUCAACGUCCAGAAGAGGCUCACCAGAGCGCAGGAGAAGGUCUUGCAGAAGCUCGGCAAAGCAGACGAGACCCGAGAUGUGGCCUUUGAGGAGAUGGUGUCCAACUUCAACAAGCAGAUGAACGAAGGAACCAAACUGCAGAAAGACCUGAAAGCCUACCUGACAGCAGUGAAAACGAUGCACGAAGCGUCGCGGCGGCUUCAGGACUGUUUGGCCGACAUGUACGAACCUGAGUGGUUUGGCAAAGAGGAGAUGGACGCGCUGGCAGAGGACACAGACACUCUGUGGUUAGACUACCACCAGAACCUCACGGACAAAUCUGUGACCUGCAUGGACACGUACCUGACUCAGUUUCCUGAUAUUAAGGCUCGUAUAGCGAAGCGCGACAGGAAGAUGGUGGACUUCGACAGCGCCAGGCAUCACUUCGCCUCCUUACAGAAAGGAAAGAAGAAGGACGAGGCCAAGAUCGCAAAGCCAGCAGCCCUGUUGGAGAUGGCGACUCCCAGCUGGGCUCAGGGUUUGAUAUCAGCCCACCAGGUGGCUCAGACUAACCUCUCCUACAACCAGGCGGAGGAGGAGCUGGGUCGAGCUCAGAAGAUCUUUGAGGAGCUGAACGUGGAGUUACAAGAUGAGCUUCCAGCAUUGUGGGACAAUCGUGUUGCCAUCUAUGUUAACACAUUCCAGGGUCUGGCCGGUCAUCAGGAGAGGUUCCACAGGGAAAUGAGCAAGCUCAGCCAAAACCUGAACGACAUCAUGACCAAACUGGAAGAGCAGCGGCUGCAGAAAAAAGAUGGUACUGCAGCGGCAAAGACAGAAGAAGGUGCCAAGAGUGAGGAAGCCAACCACAGCGAAUCAGCCAGCUCACCACCAAAGAAGCCCGGUCCUCCUCCCAGUCGUCCUCCACCUCGACUGACGCCGUCUCCGGACCUGAGACAGCAGCAUGUCGACGUGUGCGAGGAUGAGACCUCUGUGCCUGACACUAACACAGACUCCGACACCACAGCGACGCCGCAGUCUGAGCCCUGGUCAGGGGGGAACCUGCUGGACUGGGAUGUGGAGGUAUUACAGCCCAUCACAUUUCCAGCUCCCAAGGCGGCAUCAUGGGCCUCGUGGCAAGAACAGACCGCCGCAGAGCAGGAGCCCCAGCACGAUGAAUACCCAGAGGAGGCCCAAGGUGGCUGGGAUUAUGAUGAUAGUAACACCCAGAGCAACGCCCAGCCCAGCUGGGACAACGCAGGAGCAGCUCAGGGUCAGGAGAGCUCGAACGACGACGUAGUCUACACCGCUCAGACGUACACCGAGCCCAACUGGGGCGACGACAGUGCCCAAGUGGGACAGGGUGACUGGGGCGAUGAUGGAGAGGCUCAGAGUGCGGUCACCAAUGGCUCGGAUGGCGAACUCCCUCCAGGAUUCCUCUACAAGGUAAAAGCGAUACAUGAUUACGCCGCCACUGACGGCGAUGAACUGGAACUGAAGAUGGGCGAUAUGGUUCUGGCUUUGGCCUUUGACAACCCAGAUGAACAGGACGACGGCUGGCUCAUGGGCGUGAAGGAGUCUCACUGGGUGCAGAACAAAGAUAUUUCAGCCAAAGGCGUUUUCCCGGAGAACUUUACCCAGAAGGUGUGAGGUUCACACCACAUAAAGAUUCUCCCCUCCUCUUGUGCCCCGAACUCCUCAGAUAUUUAUCUGGUAAAGACACGGUCGAAUCGUCACUAAAUGUCUAUUUACACACCGAAAUGUAUCGGUACAUGAUUAGAAAUAUGUACUGAAAUACAAGUACAUCUCAAUGUUUGAUACCAAAUGAUUUGUUUGUGCAGUUCAAAACAGUGCCAGUUAGUUUAACUCUUAUGAACACAUUUACACAAACCUAAUUGAAUAAAUAAAUGAUAGAAAAAGUACGUUUUACCCCGACUCACUACCAUGUGGUAAAUGAUCGUCAAAUUGUACACCCAAAAUUAAGCUUAUUGAUUUGUUUUUGUUUUGAUUUCUUAUUCCUGAAUUAUUUAUACUUUUGCUGAACUCAAAUGAAACAUAAAACAAUGUGCUGGCAAUAUUUAAAAAGGACAAAUAAGUCAUGGAUGUACUGUAUGAAUGUCAGAAUAUUUGAUGUUAUGUAUUGUCAAUGGCUGUGGAAAAAAUUAUGUUUUGAGAACUUUUCCCAGUUCCUUGCAUGAAGCCUUUGAUUAUAUCGUAAUUUACUUUGUAACACAACAAACACUGUGACACCAAGUGGGAUCGCUCUGUGAAGUGUGGCUGUGAUUGUCUGAAAAAUGCAGGUGUCCAAGAAUAGAGCCCUGGAGAACACCAUGGAUAUAAACAGCAUAUGUUUGUGGGGCUUUGUUUUGCAUUGUCAAAAUCUAUCUAUAGCAGUUUCUUGGGCUUGUAGGAUUAUCAAAGGGAACAGUAGUUUUUCAUUUAUUUUAUUGGCCAUUUUGAGGACAUGACUUGUUGUGUGGCUUACAUUUUCUAAUGCACAUACGGUUUUAUUUUGAUUUUUGAAUCAUCUUUUCAUUGAUGGAUAAAAAAAACCUUAUCAUCAAACUCAGCUGCUGAUUUUUUUCCUUCGUCUACUUUAGUUACCAGUACUGACUAUUUACCACUAGUUGUUUUUUCCAGUAAAUAGGUUUAGACCGCACUUAAUACUUCCAUAACAUCAAAUAAGUCAGUUCCAUAAGUCAAACCAAUGCAAAGGGUAUUUUUACACUGUGUGAAAUUAUUGAAUAAAGAAUCAGUCCAAGUGGUAACUAAUGCACCAUCUGCUGAAUCAAAUCAGUGUCAUUAAAGAUGAAUGAAACAA
Molecule: messenger RNA, 3236 nt
Organism: Dicentrarchus labrax (European seabass)
Lineage: Eukaryota; Metazoa; Chordata; Actinopteri; Moronidae
Gene: bin1b
Product: bridging integrator 1b
Exons: 19
Coding region: 398-2065 (555 amino acids)
Cellular component (GO): synaptic vesicle; cytoplasm; plasma membrane
Molecular function (GO): tau protein binding; phospholipid binding
Source: RefSeq, a predicted model, not a curated record